Messenger RNA from Oncorhynchus mykiss (rainbow trout), 3290 nucleotides. Its product is annotated as spindlin-Z. Gene Ontology annotation, biological process: gamete generation. Lineage: Eukaryota; Metazoa; Chordata; Actinopteri; Salmoniformes; Salmonidae. The record is from RefSeq and is a predicted model, not a curated record.
CAGGUGUCAUCUGUCACUCAUAAUAAUUGAUGUGCAACUGUCUCACCCAGAGGUUUCACCCAAGUAGCCUACCAUUUGUUAAACCAUACCUUUUUUGUUAAACCAACAGGGUCUUACCUUUGAUCAAUAUCGUUCGACAGUUUACCAAAAACGAAACCUGAGGUCACCACCACAAUGACAACAAUUCCCAUUGUUCAUUGCUCUCACGUUCACCUCCCUCUCUACUUUCAUCCCUCCUCAAUGUUCUAUGGGGGCUGUAGUUUUUUCUCCCAUGGAAGUAUCCUCCCAUUUUCCAUAGGUUUCGCGAGGUUUGCAUGGGCGGCAGUCUGCAUUUCUCUGCAGGAAGAAUUGAAUAUUUUUGGGAUGAAAUUCGUGUACAGCAGUAUUUGAAUUUUUGGAGGGAUGUCCAAGAAAAGGGGCAGAAAGCGGAGUAGCGGGGAGCUGAGUGAUUCCACAGUGAUGACCCCUGACCCCAACAGUCUCCUGGGAGUAAGAAUACAGCACAAUUGGAGGGAGAAGGGCAACCAGAGCAAAUGGAAAGGCACUGUCUUGGACCGUCUCAGUGUCAACCCCUCACUAUUUAUGGUCAAGUACGAUGGGUUUGACUGUGUCUACGGCAUCGAGCUAUUCAAGGACGAAAGGGUUUCUAAUCUACAGGUCCUGACAGAGAAAGUUGUCAACAACAAGAUCAAGGUUCCUCAUGGGGCGGAGGAGUUGGUAGGCAAAGCGGUGGAACACCUAUUUGAGAAGGAGGAUGGAGAGAAGAAUGAGUGGCGAGGCAUGGUCCUCUCCAGGGCUCCCAUCAUGACUAACUGGUAUUACAUCACCUAUGAGAAGGACCCCGUGCUCUACAUGUACCAGUUGUGGGACGACUACGCAGAUGGAGAUCUCAGGAUCUUACCUGAAGCAGAAAAUAAGCACUUGCUUCCGGCCGACCGAAAGCCCGGCGAGGAGACUGAGAGCUUAGUGGGGAAGCAGGUUGAGUAUGUUACUGACAAAGGUGUGAAGCGAACAGGCCUGGUGAUCUACCAAGUCCCUGCCAAGCCUUCUGUAUACUACAUCAAAUACGACGAUGACUUUCACAUCCAUGUCUACGACCUGGUCAAGACCACCUAGGACACUUGAUUGCUCACUCCAUUGCUUACUUUUCACGUAUCCUCCUCACUCUCUCUCCAUCUCUCUUAAGGUCCUGGACGGUAUAACAGUUACGCUUUAUUAUUCAGGAAGUGCAAUCUUUUAUUCCACAUUUAAAACUAGUUCUAUGGUAUGCACAGCAGAACUGUAGCAAUGCUAUUGUAGGCCACUAGGAGGAGAGUGGGAACAUGUACACUUGGAAGGACCUAUUUAAACCUCCUCACUUCUUCAGUUACCCCAUUUGGUUGUUGUGCUGCACAGUAGAUUCACAUCUCGGACAGUCCAGGAGUGCACCUUGCCCUACAAUGACAGACUUACUGUAAAGUGCAAUAACGACCGCGUUUGAAUUGUCUCCCACAUCCUGAUGCUCAAUUAUCUUUAUUCAAAGCUGAACUGAAUUAUAUAUUAUAAAACUAAUAGUUAAAUCUGGCCCCGAUAGCCAUUCAUAUGUGGUCCUUGAAUGACCAAACAGCAAGCAUGAUGUAUAGGUGAAUAUUUGUAGAGACUAGUUUGAGCUGUAGUGUUCAGUGAAGCCUUUGAAGGAGAAAUGCAAUAAGCUGUGAUGCCCCUGAACGUAUAAUUUUUUUGUUUUUAAAUAAUGCCUUUAUUAAUAGGCAACUAUGUUUGAUUUAUGUGUCAGUCAGUUCAUAGACAAUCAUUCCUUGAUGAACCCACAGUGCUAUCAUUGGCUUCAUAGUACUGGGUUGCACUGGCCUAGGAGUACUGAUGAUUCAAUUACUAGUUUGAACAUCAAAACAAUUAUUCAUAAUGCUGAAUCAAGACUUGUUAGAAACAAGGAAUACAGGUCUUCAUAAAGUUCGGGCAAGUUUUUCCUGACCAGACAAACCUGAUUAAUUUGUAGAGAUUGGGAAAAGGCCUUAACAAUACCUGACCAGGUUCAGAAUCCCAACAUCAUCAGACUAUGAUUAGCUCAAGUGGAAUAGAGGCAGUGCUUUACACUACAUUCUGAUCUUGAAUAGAAAACAAACAUAAAGUGCCUUCAGGCUGAUCAUGUCGCCAUACUGUAUAUAUUUGCUAACCGCUCACAAUUUUAUUCCAUUUACUGUUAAGGCCACUAUUUGGUCAGUAUUAGUCAAAGUAAAAAAUGCUUUAAUGAAAAAGUGUCAAAUGCUGCGUACCAGGUUUUUGCUAUUGUCUGUUUGUAUAAGAGGAUAUGUGCAAUGUUUGGCAGUUAAUGCAGUAUAAGACUAUUUCCUCCAAUCGAACAUCCAUGACCGUUGAUUAGUCUCAUUCAAAUGUUGAUAUUGUAGGGUGCACUUUAAAUUACUCACAUAAAUAUGCUAAAGAUUUGGCACAUUGUCUUUUUCUGUCAAGAUACUUUUUUUGUGCAAGAACAAGUGGCAUAUUGCAGCAUCGGUAUAUCAUAAUGGUAAAAACGCAUGGAGAAAAGAAAAGUUAUAACACGCAUACAGUAUUUAAUCUAACUUUUUUGUGUAGUGUAUUGUAAAUGUAUGCUGUUGUGAAUACUCCUGUUAUAUUGUAAAUAUCCCAUUGAAAUACCAGCUUUAAAGUCCAUCUAGAAUUCUCACCUAGAGAAAUGCUGCAAAGACUGCAUUCAAAAAGCCUGCAGCCUGGCUGGCUUCACUUUUUAAACUUAUUUUAAAGACUUGGGAGCUACAGUACAUAAUGUAAUCCAAGGAAGUCCAAAACGCAAAUGUUUUGGCUAGAAGUAUUUAAAUUUAGUCUUCUGUCCUUAGUCUCACUCCAGGGCAUACAGUGCAUUCAUUUACAGUGCAUUGGUCCAUGGUGUACAUAAGGUUCAUUCUAUCGAUUGUCAGAUUUGCAUGCAUCACUUGAAUGCAGCCUUGAGUGCAUUCAAGCAUAUUGGUUAUUUUGACAGUUGCAGAGGUAAAAAAAAAUAUUGUGGGAGUCUUUGCAGACCGAUUUUACUAAAAUGUUUAUGUAGAAAAUGUGACUGUAAAAAAAAAAACAUUGUCAGUGCUUCUUUGCUACUUGUAUCACCACCAGUUGUGCUGUGGUGUUUCUAUGUACAGUAAAAUGAAACUCCAAAAGAUUGUGCACUCUUCUGUUAUCCUCCAUCUUUCAUUCCUCCCAGGUCUGGAAUUGUAGCAAUUACCAACCCAUUUGUGUAAUUAUUUUCAUCAUGAGUAAUAAAGUUAGUUUUUUUUUGCACA